Molecule: messenger RNA, 1444 nt
Organism: Uranotaenia lowii
Lineage: Eukaryota; Metazoa; Arthropoda; Insecta; Diptera; Culicidae
Product: GDNF-inducible zinc finger protein 1-like
Exons: 4
Coding region: 127-1209 (360 amino acids)
Biological process (GO): regulation of DNA-templated transcription
Cellular component (GO): nucleus
Molecular function (GO): DNA-binding transcription factor activity, RNA polymerase II-specific; zinc ion binding; RNA polymerase II cis-regulatory region sequence-specific DNA binding
Source: RefSeq, a predicted model, not a curated record
GUGAUUUUUACAUGUGACAAGCGUUCAUACCAAUCUCAUAAUGGCACAAACCAUAAAUACGCACGCACUUUUACUCGAACUAAAAUUUUUCACAUGAAAAAUCAUUAGAGGAUCACCUAUUUCACAAUGGACAUGAGCGAUCUGUGCCGGCUUUGUGCUAAAAAAGAACCGGAUCUCCAGGACAUUAUCAUCGACGGGCAGAGAACGGCUCUCGUUGAUCAGAUUAUUGAGCUAUUAAAAUUAGAGUAUUCGGAAAACGAUGGUCUCCCUCAAAAAGUCUGCCUGGUAUGCUACAGAAGCAUGGUCAAUAUCCAGCAAAUCAUCAACGCGUUUCGGAGCAAUGAUCAUUUGCUCCGACAACAGCUUCAAGAACAAGACAUCAAACCGGAUAUUUCAAACGACGACUCAUCUGAUCAUGAUAUGUUAACAGUGAAAACGGAACUAUUACUUGAUGAGUCCGAUCCCUUACAAAACUAUGAGCUUGAAUACGAGGAAUGGCUGGAUGAAGGAAACAGUUCGGAAUAUAUUCUUCCUUUAUCCAACUCCGAAUAUCGGACACAGCUUGAACCAGUGGAUGAAGUAUAUGUAGAAAAAAGGAACCAGAAGGAAGCAGCAGUACCAAAGAAAAGAGGACGAAAAAGACGACGUCGUAAAGAAGACAAUAGCAAUCCUUGGUUCAGGAAAAAAUACAAAUGCUAUAUUUGUAAAAUGCAUUCUUUCGAUACAGAUAAACAAUUGUUAGAUCACCUUAAUUCCCACAGGCAUCUAUUGCCGCAAAUCUGCAAGCUAUGCGUCACUGAAACAAUUGAACUGAAGCAAAUUCGUUCGCUGAAUUUGCACAUGAGAAUGCAUACACAACCAAUAAAAUGUGAUCUUUGCGAUCGACGGUACACUUCGGAAACAGGACGCGAAUGCCACAUGCAGCUUGCCCAUCAAACAGAGGGCACCUUUGUCUGUAAAACCUGUGGUAAAGAGUGUGCCUCCUUCGGUGCGCUUCGAUACCAUAUGCAAUACCACACAGGAACACACCGAUGCGAUUUAUGCUCAAAAACAUUUAUACAACGGUACAGUCUGCAGCGUCACAUCAAUCGAGUUCACGAAGGCGGCAAUAAUCUUGAAUGUUCAAUCUGUAGGAAAGUGUUGAAAACCAUAGACGCUUACGAAUUGCAUAUGCAAAAGAUGCACAUACGUCACCGAAAUCGUGUGUGAAAAUGAGGCCGAUGUUUGUUACAAUUCGUAACAAUCGAAAUAAUGGAUUUAAAUAAAAUAUGAAGUUAAUUAUUGAAACCUCUAUCGAAAAGAAAUCUUUCUUUUGUACCUUUAUCAGGUUUCUUUAAAUCAGUGAAGUCAACAUCUAAAGUACAAAACGUAUUCCCCCAAAGGCAGUGAUACUUCACUUCGAACAUCACCAAAUAAAUAUUCAAAUUCUAUGAGACUCCCUCUA